Molecule: messenger RNA, 1065 nt
Organism: Chelonus insularis
Lineage: Eukaryota; Metazoa; Arthropoda; Insecta; Hymenoptera; Braconidae
Product: exosome complex component RRP43-like
Exons: 7
Coding region: 208-1032 (274 amino acids)
Biological process (GO): TRAMP-dependent tRNA surveillance pathway; U4 snRNA 3'-end processing; nuclear mRNA surveillance
Cellular component (GO): cytoplasmic exosome (RNase complex); nuclear exosome (RNase complex)
Molecular function (GO): mRNA 3'-UTR AU-rich region binding
Source: RefSeq, a predicted model, not a curated record
UCAUGAAAACGAAUCUUAAUUUCACUCAAAACUAACCUUUAUCUUUUAAAUCUACCGCAUUUUUGUUUAGAAAAUAAAGGUUAAGUUGAAAGAAUAAACCAGCGUGAAGCAUUAAACAUGUUUUAUGGGACAUAAAACACAUUAUAACAUGAACACAUGAUUAAUUUAUUGGAUUUUGCAUUAUUGUUUUCAAACUUAUAAUUGAUUAUGGCAUCUUUAUAUAAGACUAUUUAUCCGGUGAAAUAUUUUAGAGAUUACUUAUCACAAGAAAUCCGACCAGACGGUAGAGAAUUUUUGAAUUUUCGGCCUAUAAGUGUAAAUGUUUCAUCAAUAACUCAAGCUGAUGCUUCUGCAAUAUUCAAAAUAGGAAACACUACGAUCGUUUGUGGUAUUAAAGCUGAACUAGCAGAACCUAAGGCUGAUGCUCCUGAUUGUGGGUUUAUCAUUCCAAAUGUUGAACUGUCACCAUUAUGUUCAUCAAAAUUUCGACCUGGUCCUCCCAGUGAUCAGGCUCAAGUUGCCUCAAAAAUGAUAGAUGACAUUCUGAUUGACUCUGAAAUAAUUAAUCUUAAAGAUUUAUGCAUUUGCAAGAACAAAUUAGUUUGGGUACUUUAUUGUGAUCUUGAAUGCAUAGAUUGUGAUGGAUCAAUUAUUGACGCUUGCGUAGGCGCUUUGAUAGCAGCUUUAUCAACUCUUACUUUACCGGAAGUAAAUCAUAACCCUGAUGCUAAAACCACGUUUGUUCAUCCGACAAAGCGAAGACCAAUCGCUAUCAGGACAUUUUUGGCAUCUUGUACCUUUUCUAUUUUUGAAAAUGAUUUAUUACUAGCUGAUCCAACAGAUGAAGAAGAAACACAAGCUUUAGCAAGGUUGACAAUAGUAAUGGAUUCAGAAGAGAUAUUUUGCGUUCAUAAGCCUGGUGGAGUACCGAUAUCCAUAGAUCUGCUUCAAAAAAGUAUAGCAAUUGCAAAAAAAAGAACAAAAAAAGUUACAACUCUUAUAAAAACAGCAAUAAAUGAUAUAAGUAGUUAAGUCUGAAAAAUAUUUAAUAUUUCAAUAAAAAAA